UGGAGCCGGUGCGGUGCGCUGGAAGGUCUUUUGUUCCGAGCGCAGAGCCCGGUGGCCGGAGGGAGUUCGCGACGCGCCGCCGGGCCCGGGGAGCCGGAGAGGAGGGCGCGGAAGCGUGCGGACGUGGGGCUGGCGCCUCGCGUUCCCGCCCCGCUUCUUCGCGCGUCGCGCGUGUCCCCAGCAGGCCGGCUGGGGCUGCGGAUGACGGCGAGCGGAACGCGGCGGGACUUGUCACAGGCCGGUCUCCGCGUCUCCGGGUUGCUCAGGGCCGGUCUAGGGCGUGCGCGGGUCUAUGGCGGGCCCUUCCCGGGCUCGGAGGGGUGAAAGCCCGGACGGAGCGCGGCCAGGGAACCAGAUGUUCGAGCUGGAGGACAGCUCCGUAAGCUUCUUCCUCGUUAGUAUAGUGCUCUCCUCCCCCUUCCUUCCGAGGAUGGCCCAGAAGGAGAACGCCUACCCCUGGCCCUACGGCCGGCAGACGACUCAGGCUGGCCUGAACACCCUGCCCCAGCGAGCCCUCCGGAAGGACCCUGCCACACCAUCUGCACUUGUCCUCAUGAGCCGCUCCAACACCCAGCCCACAGCUGCCCCUGGCCAGAAGGUGGUGGAGAACAGCAAUGGGACCCCCAACUUCCCAAUGCGCUCCUUCACCAUCGACGACUUUGAGAUCGGGCGUCCUCUGGGCAAAGGCAAGUUUGGAAAUGUGUACUUGGCUCGAGAGAAGAAAAGCCAUUUCAUCGUGGCUCUCAAGGUCCUCUUCAAGUCUCAGAUAGAAAAGGAGGGCGUGGAGCACCAGCUGCGCAGGGAGAUCGAAAUCCAGGCCCAUCUGCAGCAUCCCAACAUCCUUCGUCUCUACAACUAUUUCUACGACCGGCGAAGGAUCUACUUGAUUCUGGAGUACGCCCCCCGCGGGGAGCUCUACAAGGAGCUGCAGAAGAGCCGCACCUUCGACGAGCAGCGCACAGCCACGAUCAUGGAGGAGCUGGCUGAUGCGCUGAUGUACUGCCACGGGAAGAAGGUGAUUCACAGAGACAUAAAGCCGGAGAACCUGCUCCUGGGGCUCCAGGGAGAGCUCAAGAUCGCGGACUUCGGCUGGUCCGUGCACGCCCCGUCACUGAGGAGGAAGACGAUGUGCGGGACGUUGGACUACCUGCCCCCGGAAAUGAUCGAGGGCCGCACGCACAACGAGAAGGUGGAUCUCUGGUGCAUCGGGGUCCUCUGCUACGAGCUGCUGGUGGGAAACCCGCCCUUCGAGAGUGCUUCCCACAAUGAGACCUAUCGACGCAUCGUCAAGGUGGACCUGAAGUUCCCCGCCUCUGUACCCUCGGGAGCCCAGGACCUCAUUUCCAAGCUGCUCAGGCACAACCCCUCUGAACGGCUGCCCCUGGCCCAGGUCUCCGCGCACCCUUGGGUCCGGGCCCACUCCCGGAGGGUGCUGCCUCCCUCUGCCCUCCAGGCUGUCCCCUGACUUGCUGCUCUCGUUGAUUCAGUUGUGUCUGUUUGUGUGCCUAUAUACGUGGAGUCGGAAGGAGGGGUACCUGGCCUGUUCCUUUACCUGUCUUCUACCCCCUGUGUAUUUAAUAAAGGCUGAAGCUUUUUGUACUGAUGA
Enhydra lutris kenyoni (northern sea otter) is the source of this 1606-nucleotide messenger RNA. RefSeq names its product aurora kinase B. The record is from RefSeq and is a predicted model, not a curated record. Gene Ontology annotation, molecular function: ATP binding; protein kinase activity. Gene Ontology annotation, cellular component: chromosome passenger complex; spindle pole centrosome; spindle microtubule. NCBI's taxonomy places the organism in Eukaryota, Metazoa, Chordata, Mammalia, Carnivora, Mustelidae. The transcript is spliced from 9 exons. The coding region runs from base 293 to 1465 and encodes 390 amino acids. Gene Ontology annotation, biological process: protein phosphorylation; regulation of cytokinesis; mitotic spindle organization.